CACCCCAUAUUUUCGGCCAAACCAUCAAAGGAGGAGGAAGAGGAAGCUCUCAAGCUACUCUCCAUUGCUGCAACUCGAACUCAACCAAAAGUAGUCCAAGGAGUGGGAUUAAAGAAGGAAGAAGGCUAGGAAAAGUGUGUAGAAUUAAGGCACUUGUAAAGGGUAUUUCAAGUGAUUUCACAAAGUUGGAAAAGUCGUCGGAGUUGUCACCGGAGUUGACCAAAAGUCGCCGGAGUUUCAUCGGAGUUCAACCAAGAAGGGUAGAACUUCUUAACGCUAGUUCAAGGUUGAAGCUAGGGCUUGCUACUUGCACCUCUCUUACGGGUGAUAUCGACUCAGGAAGACGUGGUUCGUGCUUCCUUAUUUUCUUUCAAACUACCGAACACUUGCUCAUGGAUAUUUGUUCUACUAUAAACUAUUUUUGGGGCUUGCAUGCCCAUGUUGUUGGCCGGUUGUGGCUUAUGACUUACCGUUGAAUAUUUCCGC
Messenger RNA from Cuscuta epithymum, 486 nucleotides. The record is from the annotation of a GenBank genome assembly. Lineage: Eukaryota; Viridiplantae; Streptophyta; Magnoliopsida; Solanales; Convolvulaceae.